GUAACUUGUUUAUUUUUAAGCUGGAGGUGUCUCCGAAAUAACAUUUAUUAUUUCGCUGCGAUAUCAAAAUAUCCCGCUAUAAAUAGUACCGUGUAUAAAGUAACGUAAUAUAUCCGCCACCAUGUCUGUUAUGGGAAAAAUAAUACCUAAUGUUUCGAGCCGGAAUUUCGGGCGUAUUAGUGCCGCGUUGUCAAAUAGAACCUAUUUUACAUAUACACAGGAAUUAUCGCAGCCUUUGGACAGGAAGCCCGAGACGCUGACUGCAAAGGAGGCGUUUGAAAAAUGUUUGAAAUCAGGUCAAACGGUAUUCUCCCAAGGCGCAGCAGCCACCCCUGCGCCACUCCUAGACGCCAUGACCGCGGUGGGCAAGGCCGGCUCUUUCAAGGACAUCAGGGUUGUCCACAUGCACACAGAGAAAGAUGCCGCCUAUGUGGCACCCGACUGUGAAGGCAUCUUCAGGUCAUGUUCCCUGUUCAUGGCAGCCAACGUCCGCAAGGCAGUGGCCGAAGGUCGUUCCGACGCCAUCCCCAUCUUCCUUCAAGACAUCCCCAAGCUGUUCCACAGGAAGAUCAUCCAGCCCGACAUUGCUGUCAUUCAGGUGUCUCCCCCAGACAACCACGGCUACUGCAGUUUGGGCACGUCCGUAGACUGCGUACGCGCCGCUCUAAUCAACUCUAAAAUUAUUAUCGCUCAAGUGAACGUAAACAUGCCUCGCACAUUCGGCGACGCCAUCAUCCACAUGUCGCACAUCGACUACGCCGUCGAGGACAACACUCCAUUACCGGAGCAUGGAGGCAAAGGCGGGAGUCCUGAGGAAACGAAGAUUGGACAACUUAUUGGGGACAACUUGGUUGAAGAUGGAGCUACACUUCAGAUGGGUAUCGGCAGCAUCCCUGAUGCUGUGCUCUCCGCGCUGAAGAACCACAAGGAUCUCGGCAUCCACUCGGAGAUGUUCAGUAUUGGAGUCAUUGAUCUGUUCCGUCGCGGCUGCAUCACCAACCACAAGAAGAAGACUCACCGUGGUCGUAUCGUCGGUAGCUUCUUGGUCGGCAACCGCGACCUCUACGAUUUCGUUGACAACAAUCCCGCCAUUGAAAUGCUGGAGAUCGACUACGUGAACAACACGCACAUCGUGUCCCUGCAGCCCUCCAUGACCGCCAUUAACUCCUGUAUCGAAGUGGACCUCACUGGCCAAGUGGCAGCGGACUCCAUCGGCACUCGUAUGUACUCCGGCUUUGGCGGUCAAGUGGAUUUCAUCCGCGGCGCCGCCGAGGCCGUGGACGGGCGCGGCAAGCCCAUCAUCGCCCUCGUGUCCAACACCAAGCGCGGCGAGAGCAAGAUCGUGCCCACGCUCAAAGUCGGAGCCGGCGUAGUGACCUCACGCGCCCACGUCCAGUACGUAGUCACCGAGCAAGGCAUCGCGAACCUGUUCGGCAAAACUCUGCGCCAACGUGCCUACGAACUCAUCAAAAUCGCCCAUCCCGACCACCGUGAGGGACUCGAGAAGGCCGCUUUCGAAAGACUGAAGUGCAUGCCUGCGCCUUAAAUUAAUAAAAAAAAAACCAUACAUAUGCAGAAGUAUUCAUAACACAACCGUUGUGGGUUGGCAGUAUAUAAAAACUACGUUAUGGUAGUUUAUCUUACUAGAUAGUUACUAGAAACGCACUGCCUUUAUACAAUUUACAACUGUAAUUUACAUUGGCUGUUUGCAGCGAUUCCAUUAUGCAUUUGGAUUGGUUUUAGGACGCUAGAGGUCAGUACUGUCAGUAGUCUCCAAUAUAGCCUAAUGUUACCGAUUGCCUUAUAUUGUCAAUAUAUAAAAUGUAUUAUUUUAUAAAUACCUCGUCAUUCGUAGGUAGUGUAAGCGUACUGUUUUUUUAAGAUCACUAUAUCAACUUAUUUUUCAUUAUUUGCCAUUUUGGUCGGAUUUAUUUAUAGUAUUUUUUGUAAGUUAUUGCUUCUUGUAACGCUGCGAAUUUAUAUUGUUAACAGUCAUUAUUUUCAAUUAAUUAUGUUGUAUUUUUUAUGUAUUAAACGUACUUCUAGUUGAAUAAAA
Molecule: messenger RNA, 2056 nt
Organism: Cydia strobilella
Lineage: Eukaryota; Metazoa; Arthropoda; Insecta; Lepidoptera; Tortricidae
Product: 4-hydroxybutyrate coenzyme A transferase
Exons: 10
Coding region: 122-1546 (474 amino acids)
Biological process (GO): acetate metabolic process
Cellular component (GO): mitochondrion
Molecular function (GO): acetate CoA-transferase activity
Source: RefSeq, a predicted model, not a curated record